Molecule: messenger RNA, 2467 nt
Organism: Chenopodium quinoa (quinoa)
Lineage: Eukaryota; Viridiplantae; Streptophyta; Magnoliopsida; Caryophyllales; Amaranthaceae
Product: sodium/hydrogen exchanger 4-like
Exons: 14
Coding region: 492-2057 (521 amino acids)
Biological process (GO): sodium ion transport; proton transmembrane transport; regulation of pH
Cellular component (GO): membrane
Molecular function (GO): sodium:proton antiporter activity
Source: RefSeq, a predicted model, not a curated record
UAAUUUUAUGUAGAUAACUCAGUUUGAUAAGAUAACUGAUAAGUAAAUAAGUUUGAAUAAAUUCAAAUAAGAUAACCUCAAUCGAUAAGAUAAGUGAAGUUCAGAUGAGCCAAUAUGUUAUACCGAACUGUUCUGGAGUAAAUCUUUUCGAAUUCAAUGGAUUGGGCCUACCCUCUUGGCAACCUUGACCAAAACUAUAAAUAAACAAAGAUAAACAUUGAAAAUUGGAACAUGAAAUUUAGGAUUACAUCCAAGAGAUCAAUAAAAACCUACUAUAAAAGUAGGCAAAUGAAACCAGAAAAUGACAAUAAACACCUCUCAUAAAAAUACCACGUAACACAAUAUCACACAGUCCAAAGUCCAGAUGUCAAUAUAGAGCUUGAAUUUCGCUCUUCUCUACCUUUAACAAUACACAAUUAUCUCCUAUAUUUUUUGCACACAUACAUUCAAUUAAUCAAAAAAAAAAAAUCUCAAAUUUAUAGGUGUUUUUUAUGGAUUUGUUAUGGGAAAAAGGAGUGGAAAUAGCAAAUAUGGGUGAAAGUGGGCAUGCACAAGUAGUGCCCAUUUCAGUAUUUGUGGCUGUUCUUUGCUUUUGUUUGGUGAUUGGUCAUUUGCUUGAAGAAAAUCGCUGGCUCAAUGAAUCUAUCACUGCCAUUGUCAUUGGAUGCUUGACUGGAAUGAUUAUAUUGUUCAUAAGCAAGGGGACAAACUCUCACAUAUUACGGUUUGAUGAAGAACUAUUCUUCAUCUAUCUCCUUCCGCCGAUCAUCUUCAAUGCAGGGUUUCAAGUUAAGAAGAAACAAUUUUUCCAAAACUUCUUGACAAUUAUGCUUUUCGGUGUAAUUGGUGUCUUUAUCUCAACAACCAUCAUUUCUCUUGGUAGCUGGUGGCUGCUUCCUAAAGUUGGAUUUGCUGCGCUAACAGCACGAGACUACCUCGCUAUUGGUACUAUUUUCUCGUCUACUGACACUGUGUGCACACUUCAGGUUCUUAAUCAAGACGAUACUCCUCUGCUGUACAGCUUAGUUUUUGGGGAAGGGGUUGUAAACGAUGCAACAUCAGUUGUUCUCUUCAAUGCAAUUCAAAAGCUCAAUGUGAAAAAAGUUGGUGAUUGGACACAUGUUCUUGGAAGUUUUCUCUAUCUUUUCUUCGCGAGCACUGCACUGGGGAUUGGUACAGGGCUUCUGACUGCAUAUGCUCUUAAAGCAUCGUAUUUUGGUAGACAUUCCACAGAUCGUGAAAUCGCCCUAAUGACUUUGAUGGCAUAUCUUUCCUACACAUUGGCAGAGCUAGCAGAGCUGAGUGGAAUUCUGACUGUCUUCUUCUGUGGUAUCGUAAUGUCACAUUAUGCGUGGUAUAAUAUUACAGAAAAUUCAAGAAUUUCAACAAGGCACAUAUUUGCAACCAUGUCAUUCAUUGCCGAGACCUUCAUUUUCCUUUACGUGGGUAUGGAUGUUUUUGAUAUGGAGAAAUGGAAAAUGACCAGGCUGAGCAUUUGGACAUUGUUGGGCAUCUACGGUACCAUCGUAUUUCUUAUUUUACUUGCUCGUGCUGCUUUUGUGUUUCCUCUAUCCGCUUUGUCCAAUCGUAUGAAUCGAGAGAAAGAGAGAUCUGGAAGAAGAUCAUCCAUUACAUUUAAAAAGCAGGUAAUUAUAUGGUGGGCUGGACUUAUGAGAGGUGCUGUCUCAAUUGCCUUAGCAUUUAAACAGUUUACAUACUCCGGUGUAACAAUGGAUACGAUCAAUGCUACAAUGGUUACCACUACCGUGAUCGUUGUACUCUUUACUACACUGGUCUUUGGAUUUUUAACAAAGCCACUCAUAUUUUAUCUAGUCCCGCAUUCUCCCACCCAAGAGCCCAAAUCUCCUAAAGAUGAUCUCACCCUACCAAUGCUUUCAAUGGACGAAUCUACUGCUACAAAUCUGAGUCGGGCUAAGGACAGUCUAUCAAUGCUGUUUGAAAGACCCAUUCACACUAUACAUUCAUACUGGAGAAAGUUUGAUGAUGCUUAUAUGAGACCAUUCUUUGGCGGGCCAAGUAACAACCAGCGAAGGUGAGAAGAAACAGCAUCUUCGCUGAUUUACAAUUGGAAGCUAGUCGAGCUUCAGGUUCUGAUUGAGCAAUUGCAGUCCAGAUAGUCCUGUGAGAAACAAGUCUUUAUUUCAUUCAGGCUUUGACAAACCUGCAUUGCGGCUGAGGUGAGGUGAGAGUAAUUUGCCUUGCUCAAUGAAACAGUUUCGGGUGGACAUGGUGCUUGGGGCAAAUGCAGUCCUAAGAACAAAGGCUAAUCCGUUGAUUGCUUGCCCUUGGUGGGCUAGUUAACCAAAGUUUGAUAAUAAUUUAAUAAAUGUUUUUUUUCAUACUUCCACAUUGCUGUCAUAAAUCAUACUAUCAUAGUAUAUAUUCAUAUGAAAGUACAAAUUUAUAAUGCUUUUUCGAAUAUGACAAGGUCAAUAUGAUGUUUAAC